Lactuca sativa (garden lettuce) is the source of this 420-nucleotide messenger RNA. The record is from RefSeq and is a predicted model, not a curated record. Lineage: Eukaryota; Viridiplantae; Streptophyta; Magnoliopsida; Asterales; Asteraceae.
AUGGCCUUCAGAUAUAAGAUUUCAGUCGAUCCUACUAGAGAAUCAGUUAACCAUAAAAUCUAUAAAGGAAUGAUUGGUUCAUUUAUGUACCUCACCGCAAGUCGACAGGAUAUUGUCUUUGCAUCAGGCUUAUAUGCUCAGUAUCAAGCUGACCCUAAAGUAUCUCACUUGAUCACAAUUAAGCAAAUUCUUAGAUAUCUAAAGGGAAGUAAAGCGUUAGGCCUCUGGUACCCUGCGGGAAAUGAUUUCAGCCUUCAAGCGUUCACAGAUGCGGAUCAUGCAGGAUGCAAAUUAGAUCGAAAAAGUACUUUAGGUGGAUGCCAAUUCUUAGGAGGAAGACUAGUCAACUGGUCUUCAAGAAAGCAAAAUUGUGUUUCAUUGUCUACCACAGAGGCGGAAUAUGUGGUUGUAGCCAACUGA